AUGAUCGGUGAAGGAAGUACGAAUGUGGUCACAGUGAAGUGUUUAGAAGAGGUCGACUUGUUGACUAACUGCGAGUUGAUUGAUUUCGGUGUGGAUCGGUCCACAAAGCCAAUCGCCUUAUUUGCGUUAACAUCUGAUAAACGCGUUAUCCGGUUCAGUUCAGCUAAAGCGCCUGACUAUCUAACAGUAGCUUCAGGUUUGUUGAUCCAUUAA
Anisakis simplex (herring worm) is the source of this 213-nucleotide messenger RNA. Lineage: Eukaryota; Metazoa; Nematoda; Chromadorea; Rhabditida; Anisakidae. The record is from the annotation of a GenBank genome assembly.